This is a messenger RNA of Dictyostelium purpureum, 360 nucleotides long. RefSeq lists its product as uncharacterized. Gene Ontology annotation, cellular component: SNARE complex; Golgi membrane; endomembrane system. NCBI's taxonomy places the organism in Eukaryota, Evosea, Eumycetozoa, Dictyosteliales, Dictyosteliaceae. The transcript is spliced from 2 exons. Gene Ontology annotation, molecular function: SNAP receptor activity; SNARE binding. The record is from RefSeq and is a predicted model, not a curated record. Gene Ontology annotation, biological process: intracellular protein transport; vesicle fusion; endoplasmic reticulum to Golgi vesicle-mediated transport. The coding region runs from base 1 to 360 and encodes 119 amino acids.
AUGUCAUAUCAACCAUUAAAACAACCACUUUUAAGUGAAGAUUCCAAUUAUGAGUAUGAAGAAACACUUUUAAAAGAAAGAAACGAACAGGCCAAACAACUCGCACAAGAUGUGUACCAUUUAAAGGGCGCAAUGGAUGAUUUAAAACUUUUGGUAGACGAACAAGGUGAACAAUUACAAGUUGCCAAUGGUUAUGUUGAACAAGCCGAUAUGGAUGUUGAAGUCGGUAUUGAAGAACUCGAACAAGCAUAUGUAUAUAAAACCAGAUCAAGAAAGAAGAUGAUUAUUAUAGGAAUUGUAGUAGCUAUUAUUAUAACUAUUGUCGUGGUUUCCGCCUUAAAAAUAUUCAAAUUCAAAUAA